Messenger RNA from Callorhinchus milii (elephant shark), 5390 nucleotides. RefSeq names its product methyl-CpG binding domain protein 6 (gene mbd6). The record is from RefSeq and is a predicted model, not a curated record. Gene Ontology annotation, molecular function: DNA binding; chromatin binding. The transcript is spliced from 12 exons. Gene Ontology annotation, cellular component: chromocenter; nucleus. Lineage: Eukaryota; Metazoa; Chordata; Chondrichthyes; Chimaeriformes; Callorhinchidae. The coding region runs from base 339 to 5018 and encodes 1559 amino acids.
CGCUAAACCGGAAGUGUCGGGUCAGGUCUGGUCGGAGAGCGAGCGAUGGGGAGCGCGAGCGGAGUCGGGCCCGGGGCCGGGCGGCGGGGCUGGAGCUCCUGACUGGUGCCACUCAGCGCGAGCGAGUGUGACCUGGAAAGCGACACUGCACAGCAGAAGUGAGGCAGACCGACACAAUGGCUCCACAGCGAAUGGGCUCCCUUCCCCACAGGGUACUAACUGCACGGACUGGCCUUGAGGGGAAGGUGCUGAGUUGUACAGGGGUUCUGGCUGAGGGGCAAUGACCUGAAGCUGACUUUAUCCCUUGGGCCUCAGAGAGAGAGAGAAGAAAUAGCAAAAUGAACGGCGGGAAGGAAUGUAGCGGCAGCGACCAGGGUGGGGGUUCGCUGGCAGCCCAGGUUCCUGUCGGCUGGGAGAGGAGAGUGGAUCAGGAGAGGGUGGCAUAUAUCAGUCCCAGUGGCACGGUUCUCUCUUCUGUGCAGCAGGUGAGGGCUUAUCUCCUGACUGAGGGAGCUUGCAAGUGUGGCCUGGAAUGUCCUCUUAUCCUGCACAAGGUGUUCAGCUUUGACCCCGGGGCGAGUGUGAAGCGCAGGACGGCCGAGGAUGUCAAAGCGGACGAAGACGUGAUGAAGCUCUGCAAUCACAAGAGGAAGAUCAUCGCGAUGGCCACACUUCACAAGAGCAUGGAGACCACGCAUUCAUCGCUCGCCCUGAGCAGCCCCACCACUGGAGGAAAUUCUGGCCUGCUUACCCACACUACUCCAUCCGGGACUGCGCUGGGCAAACCACAGCAUUCACUAUCGCCCGAGUACAAGAACAUUUUUCUGUCCAAGCUCAUGGGCGCUCCGAAUUCACUGGGGAGGCCCUUCCAGCCAGCGUCGUCUCCAAACCACGACCCUCACUCUGGUUACCCCCGGCAGAGGCACGGCAGCUCUGACCACAGACAGACAUCUCCUUGCUCCCGCCAUCGGGGCGACCCGACCAGUCCUGUCUCAGCGGGGACCACCCUCCCCACCGCCAGCGCUCUGUCUCCUCACCUCGAAAGUAAAGGAAGAUGUGAAACUUUUGCAAGGACUUAUUCCCCCUUUAAUCCUGAACUCCAUUCGGGCUCGGUCCAUUUGCACCAAAACCCUUUGAUGGCUGUGGGGUUGCCACAGAAGUCUCAGGCGCUGCUCUCACGUGGUAUGAUCAGCCCUCCUCCUCCUCCUCCUGCUCCGCUCCCUCGCUCUCCAAAAAGCCCUCUGGUCAAGAACUCUUGCGGUUUUGCAUCGAACGCUGAUAUCGCGGCCUCUGUGUUCCAAAAACGUUCUCCGGGUCCCGUCACUUCUCUUCAGAACCCGAAGGAUCCUCUCGGCAUCUUGGAUCUGAUCUGUGAUGGCCUAGAGCCCACGGGUGGGGGGUGUUCGACCGCCCCCGCCGCCCAGCCCUCCCAACACUCUCAGGUAGCUGCGCUGAAUGUAAACGUCCCACCGCUGCUCAGCCAUCUCCCUUCACUGGCGGGCAGCACGGCUCACGGAAGCCCCCACCCAGAAUCGUCCCUCGCUCAAGUGGUCGGGGGGGUCAAGCGAGCACCCCAGAGGUCACGGCCUUCGUCCACCUCCUCGGACCAGGAAGGUUACACGCUGACCGGCCAGCAGUCUCGCUGCAGCACCCCAAAGUCUCACUCGAGAUCCCCAAGGUCACUGAAUUCCCCCAGGCCGUCGUUGCCGCCGAGUCCGAAGGCCAAAGUGGACGGGUUUUUCCAGCAGUACAAGGAGCUCUCUGGCCCGCUCUUUGCCACGGCCGGCAAUGCCGCGAGCCACCAAAGCCUCCCCCUGCACCUGCCCGCGCCCACUGACAAUGUGCCUCAGCCGAUGAAGCCGCCCGGCCUCCUCGGCAUGCCUUUGAACGAGAUCUUCAGCCAACAACACAACGCUGCCUUCUUCCCAGCGAGCAGCUUGCUCUCGGCGGCAGCCAAAGCCCAGCUGGCCAGUCAGAACAAGAUGGCGGCCGGCGGUGGGUACAACGCUACAGCCACCGGCAACCAUCGGACCCCUGAGAUACAAAGCACUUUACCCAACCAUUUCUCUCCAGCUCCCAAUCGGCUCCUCCCCAUGGCUGACCCCCCGUGUGGCCCCCAAAGGGAUAAGGCAGCGGCUCAACACAAGGACUUGUCCAAGAAACGGAAAACGGCCACUCCCACUGUGCUGAGCAUGCUCAAACAGUCCCAAACCAACCUGUCCAAUGGAUCGAAGCUCGAAGCUGACAUAUUAAGGAACCAAUGGCCCAAUCUCUCUCUGGUCAACCAGCCCAUGUCUCAGUUACUUCACUCUUUGAGUGCUCAGAGCUCUCAGGCAAAUAGCAAUAACAGUACUUGUCAUAUAAACUCUGUGUCUUUUCCGUCUUGUACCAAUAACCAGUUCAAUAUCGUAGCAUCAAACCUAAACCCUUCUCCUGUGCAGAACCUACCGGUUGUAAAUGUGCCUGUUGGGUCUGUUGGAGAGACAACCUCCAGCCAAAGUCUAAGCACUAACCUACUCUCUAGCUAUCAGGAGGCCAACAGUCACCUUCUUGGCCUGGUCGGCCAGCUGGCUCUGUGUUCCCCAGGACCUUCCUCGGGAAGUGCCCCUGUCCUCAAGAUUCCAGCCUCCACGCUGCUCAUGCUCCCACACAGCUCUGGCAGUAGCAGCCAAAACCUUGCUGAUGUAGAAGGUGCCAGCCAGUCUGUUUCCGUCUCUAUCGCUGGCAAAGGUCACCCCGCCAUCACCAAGACCACCUCAGUCCUCAAUCCUGGUGUGAUAGUUACCACUACAGUAGACGGAUCCUUGCCUGGCCCGUUGCCUCUUGCAGAUGCCUUUGCGUUCAUUAACCAGGAUCAGGUGCUUCCAUUUGGACAUUCAACAUCCCCGAGUGGUGGACAAUCCAAUCCUCUGAACCCAAACCUACUUAGCUCCCUUCCCAUCUCGCUGCCCAUGAACCAGCAACCGACGCUCAACCAAAAUCCAUUGCAGUUGGUUCCCACUGCAGUAGAAGGGCAGGGCGAUGGCAUGUUGAACCUUUUGGGCCUUCUUAACCCUACCUUGAACCCAGCUUUAUCUCCAAAUUCCAAUGACCUCGAUGGACAAACACUACAAGCCCUCCAGAUUCUAAUGGCUGCCUUGCAUAAGAACCAGUCCCAAGCAAGCUUGCUUCCCCUGGCAUCCCUUAACCUGUCUGUUCCAGACUUGGUACAGCAGCAGACUAACUCCUUGCCCUCUGUUAUCCAGCUUCCUACCCUACAGGACCACCUAUCCAGUGCCCAAGCAGCAGGGGAAAGAGCAGAUGGAUUAAUAACCAAUCCCCUUGGCAAUGCAUUUGGUGGACUCUCUAGUAAUGACGGCUCCUCACAAUCCCUUCUCUUCCCAACAGCGUCUUCUACCCCAGCCUUACUGGCCUUAAACCAACAACUCCUGGCUGCACUCCUCAGUUCUUCAUCAGACAUUGUUAGUCAACCUCAGGUCUGUCUUUCAGCCGUCUCCCUAGGCUCUGCCACUACCACCACCACUGCCUCCCCUUCCCUGGAGGGCAAUGUGGUCUUGCCGAUGGCUGAAUCCUUGCUGCCUUUAGCCAAUUCUGGAACCACAGGUUUUCCUGCAAAACUCAACACUCUAACACCUCACCUGCUGAACCCUCUACUCGGUGCCAGCUUUGUUGGUGACGUUUCAGCGUUGAGCCAGCCUCAGCUGCAAGCCAUUGUUGGCAGCAAUUCAAUGUUCCUCCAGAACCAGCAGCCCCUUCUCCAGGCUCUGCAGGGGCCUCUGGGGAUCCAGAUGUUCCAAAGCCAGCUGCCCAUCCCAGGCCCGAUCCAUCACACUAACCCCUUGUCCUGCCUCUUCCACAAUGUCCAGGUGAAUGUGGGUCAGACUCUGACCCUCCCUAAACCAGGAAACCUCCCAGACCCAUCAGCCCCUCUGCCGGAGACCUCCUUCUCCAGCCUAAUAAAUUCCCAUCAUAACUCCGCCAGUCAGCAGUCACUGAUGAGCAGCCCCAGCCACCAGCCCCUGCAGCAGAAGGUUCACGUGAUGGAGCCAGACAGUGCUUGCAUGGAUGCUCUAUACAACACAGUCCUGGAUGCAGUGGGGAAAGGGAUUCAGGUGGUGACAAGCACAGCGCCCAACAGCAUUUGCUACUCCAGAUCUGUCCCAGCCUUUAGCACCACCAGUGCCUUUACAGCCUCUAUCUCUGACUCCAUGACAAGCAAAGGCGAAGCAAUGGCACAGAACGAGAGCGACCCCACAGGAGAAUCCCCGCUAGUCCACAGCAGCCACUCAACAGAGCAGACCCCCAGCAAUUCCCACGUCAGGCUCUUUGCUGAGCAGGCCGCCAGCACCUGUAGUGCUGAGCAGAUCUACUGGGAGCCUGGCUCCUUCUGCCGCCAUUUUGUUGAGCAGGUCACCGCUAAAGACACCACGAGCAAUAUUUGUACGUGCCACAACCAUGUACACUGUGAAAUCUCAGGGCAUCACUGUAGCGUGGAAAUAUCACUGGUCUCUCGUGCAGAGGCCACAGCAGAGGGGGAGACCCCGGCGGGACGCAGCCCGGCUCCGAGCAGCAGCACAGACAUCUACCCUCGGACACCAAGCGCUGCAACGGAGAGGGCGUUAUCAGGCGCGCUCUGGACCCCAGUAAGGGAGGGCUGGCAGAGCAUUGUGGACAAAGGACGUUUCACUCUGACAGCCUGGAGGAGGGGCGCGGGAAAGGGUUCCCGCCCUGGCCAGACAGGCCAGUGGGACUCAGUGCUGUGCAGCAAUCCGGUCAGGAAAGGAGAGAGGAAGAAAGUAAUACCCGAGAACAUGAAGACACUAUUGGUGGGGCUCGAAGCCCCACACAGGACCAGAAAAAGAAGUAAGAACACUCCGAAGAUGAACAGCAAUCUGGAAGUUGCUUUGCAAGAAGCCAUGAUGGAACUAGACCAAAUAACAGCCAACGCUGACCAGCCAACUCCAAAAGAAAAAACAAGGAAGCCAAUGAAAAGCAAACGAAGGAAAAUUGUCCGGUAGCCCUCGCCUCGCCGCAAGCAACCAACCCUUAAGGCCAUCGACGGGUCCUGUUGGCUUCCUUAGGAAGUCCAUUUGGGACUCAGUUUAUAAAGGUUUUUUUAAUUUUUUUUAAAAAAAUAAAUAAAAAGAGACUCUUCCGAGGGAGGGGCCGGAGGGUGGAGCGACGUCGUGGUCAGUCCCUGCUGGGCAGGAGCAGCGCGACGUCUUGAGCCGCUGGAGGCAAGUCCGGUACCAACCUCCGGCGGUUCUGGCUUCGUGAAGAGCAGUAGCACCAUCGUUUGGAAGCGCGUCCUUACUGCCGGCAAUAACUUCACUUGAGCAAUAAGUGAGGUACAGUGUGUAACCUGUGAUUAAACAAACGGGCCCUUCUUA